AUGGCAGCGGCCCUGUCUCGGCUCGGACUCCGCUCUGUCAAGCAGGUUCGGGUUCAAUUCUGCCCUUUCGAGAAGAACGUGGAGUCGACAAGGACCUUCCUCCAGGCCGUGAGCAGCGAAAAAGUUCGCUGCACCAACCUCAACUGCUCGGUGAUAGCGGACGUGAGACACGACGGCUCCGAGCCCUGCGUGGACGUGCUGUUCGGAGACGGGCAUCGCCUGAUUAUGCGCGGCGCGCACCUCACCGCCCAGGAAAUGCUCACUGCCUUCGCCUCCCACAUCCAGGCCAGGGGUGCGGCGGGAGGCGGGGACAAGCCGGGCGCCAGUACCGGGCGCUGA
Lipotes vexillifer (Yangtze River dolphin) is the source of this 339-nucleotide messenger RNA. It is a transcript of the gene MRPL53, whose product is annotated as mitochondrial ribosomal protein L53. The transcript is spliced from 3 exons. The record is from RefSeq and is a predicted model, not a curated record. The coding region runs from base 1 to 339 and encodes 112 amino acids. Gene Ontology annotation, cellular component: mitochondrial large ribosomal subunit. Lineage: Eukaryota; Metazoa; Chordata; Mammalia; Artiodactyla; Lipotidae.